GUCUCCAAUGAGUGAGUGCCGUCGUUCGUGCCGUGUCAAAUUUGUUUUGUUUAUAUGUCACGUCAGUAGAAGUUUCACUAAAUAUUAGUUAAAAAUGUGCGAUAUUAACGAUAAUCCUAUAAAACUAAGUGUUAAGUGGAAUGGCAAGGAGUACGAAAUACCAGAAUUUUCACCAUCAGAUUCCGUCGCGAUGUUGAAAGUUGCGAUCGAAAAUGCCACGGGCGUCCGGCCCGAGAGACAAAAACUCCUAAAUGUUAAAUUUCAGGGCAAAGUAGCAACGGACAACUGCACAUUAUCAGACCUGCAGUUGAAGCCAAACCUGAAGAUCAUGAUGAUGGGGUCCCUGGAAGAAGCCAUAGCCGGGGCGCAGACCAGGCCGGAUGUUGGAGACGAGGUGGUGAAUGACUUGGAUGUCGAGGAGGAGGAGGUGGAUGUAGAGAACCAGGAGGUGUAUUUAUCGAAAAUAAACAAGCGAGUGCGGGAUUAUAAGAUAAAUGUGCUGAAUGAACCGCGGGAGGGGAAGAAAUUACUAGUUCUCGAUAUAGACUACACGCUGUUUGAUCAUCGCUCUGUCGCUGAAACAGGUUACGAGUUGAUGCGUCCCUACCUCCACGAGUUCCUAACUUCGGCAUAUGAGGAUUAUGACAUAGUGAUCUGGUCGGCCACGGGGAUGAAGUGGAUCGAGGAGAAGAUGAGAUUGCUUGGGGUCUCUACGCACCAGGACUAUAAGAUCAUGUUCUACUUGGAUUAUCUAGCUAUGAUCACUGUGCAUACUGCUAAAUAUGGCACUAUAGAUGUAAAACCUCUAGGCGUAAUAUGGGGCAAAUACCCCCAAUAUAGUUCGAAAAACACGAUAAUGUUCGACGAUAUUAGGAGAAACUUCAUAAUGAAUCCGAAAAGCGGGCUCAAAAUCCGGCCAUUUAGGCAGGCGCAUCUAAAUAGGGACCGAGAUCGAGAGCUCCUGCACCUUUCUACGUACCUUAAGGACAUAGCCCAAUAUUGUGAAGAUUUCGACCAAUUAAACCAUAAAAAGUGGGAGAAAUACAAGCCUGACAAGAACAGGUCUCAGCAGGCUGGCAGUAAGAGGAAAGCUGAAGAUAGUGCCCCGACCACACCCAAAGAAUGACGGUAAUUCCACCACAGGCCGACACCUCGGUCUGCGAGUCGCCUUAAUCGCUUAUAAGACUGCAAACCCGUUAGAACUGCUAACAGUUUUAAAAAACCUCGAUUAUUAAGUCAAAAAAACAUUGAAAAUGUUUAAAAUGUAACACUUUUUAAUUAAAAUUAAGGCGAUUUGCAUUUUAGUUAGUUGCGUUGAUCAUUUUGUAUCGUAACGGGAUUUCUUUCAAACUUCCGUGUUGCUAUUUAAUAAAAUUAUGAUAUUAUUUCUAAUAGAACAAAGUUAAGUGAUGUAGUUGAGAAUUUAAGUGCGGUUAGUUCUUGACAAUGGCGCUAAUGGACUCUGAAAACAUGCAGAUGCAAGUUACUCUUACAAAUAAAUAUUUGAAAGGAUAAAAUGGCCUAAUGUAGGCCAUACGUCACAAGUAUGAAUCAUAAAUAAUAAAAAUCAGUAAUGAAGUUCUAACAAAAUGUGAAGUAUAGUUUCUCAAAACCGCUUAUGCUUUGCUUUUUCUUUGUUUCUUUCUCUCAGACAGAAUUUGAUGCAUUCAGCUUGUUUGAACAACACCGGUUCACUUGGUUUCCGAUUCAUUCUUGGCGACGCUUGGACAAGACCCAUACAUUUAAAGCCAUACAUCAAAACGAUAAAAUUAUUUUUCCUGUGUUGUUUCCAGUUUCUUGAGAUCGGUCAUACUUAUACUUAUAAUUUUUUACUUCUCCCCCAAAUGACAAACUCCCUCUUCUAAGGGCUGAUAAUGAUGUUUAAUUCACAAUAUUAUAAUAACAUUUUGUAGUUAGAGAUGUCCGUUACCCAGGCCAGAUGUUGUCGUAAAUGGUCAUUUGA
Messenger RNA from Spodoptera litura, 1963 nucleotides. RefSeq names its product Ubiquitin-like domain-containing C-terminal domain phosphatase 1 (gene Ublcp1). Gene Ontology annotation, biological process: regulation of proteasome assembly; protein dephosphorylation. Gene Ontology annotation, cellular component: nucleus. Gene Ontology annotation, molecular function: protein serine/threonine phosphatase activity; protein binding. The record is from RefSeq and is a predicted model, not a curated record. NCBI's taxonomy places the organism in Eukaryota, Metazoa, Arthropoda, Insecta, Lepidoptera, Noctuidae.